Antechinus flavipes (yellow-footed antechinus) is the source of this 2884-nucleotide messenger RNA. RefSeq names its product protein phosphatase 6 regulatory subunit 1 (gene PPP6R1). The record is from RefSeq and is a predicted model, not a curated record. Gene Ontology annotation, molecular function: protein phosphatase binding; protein phosphatase regulator activity. NCBI's taxonomy places the organism in Eukaryota, Metazoa, Chordata, Mammalia, Dasyuromorphia, Dasyuridae. Gene Ontology annotation, cellular component: cytosol; nucleus. The coding region runs from base 365 to 2788 and encodes 807 amino acids. The transcript has 22 exons.
UUCCUCGCACUGAAUAUCCUGGGGAGUAGCUCAGACUUGCUGAGCAGUGCGGUGGCCCCAGUGGAAGGGCCUGAGAGCUUCUAGGGACUGGGGGUGUGGCCUUUCCCCCCAGGAUGUUCCCAGAGUUCUCUGGGCCCUGUAGCUUAAGCCCCUCCUUCCCACGUCAGUGUUUUCAGGAGACCCCUCUGUGAGGGGUGAGGGGCCUGCUUUGUGCUGGCCUCAGAGGGAGCCCCGGGACCGCGGCCUCGUCCUCCCGGCCCUGCACGGUGCGGGCAGUGGGGCCCCUGGGGAGGUUCACCCCUCCGGAGACAGUGCGCCCCUGGCCCGGCUCCAAGCCCUUGUGGGCCCCUCUCCACAGGGCGCCAUGUUCUGGAAGUUUGACCUGCACACCAGCUCGCACAUCGACACGCUGCUGCAGAGGGAGGACCUGGCCCUGCCCGAGCUCCUGGACGAGGAGGACGUGCUGCAGGAGUGCAAGGUGCUGCACCCCAAGCUGCUGGACUUCCUGCUGAGGCCGGCCCACCUGCAGGCCCUCGUGGACUGGGUCACCCAGGAGCCCCCGGCCGUGGGCGACGAGCGGCUGCGCUACAAGUACCCCAGCGUGUCCUGUGAGAUCCUGACCUCGGAUGUCCCCCAGAUCAACGAUGCCCUUGCGGAAGAUGAGGCUCUUCUGGACCGCCUCUAUGGCUUCCUCCAGAACAGGGACCCCCUGAACCCCCUGCUGGCCAGUUUCUUUAGCAAGGUCAUGGGGAUCCUGAUUAACCGAAAGACAGACCAGAUCGUGUCCUUUCUGCGGAAAAAGGCCGAUUUUGUCUCCCUGUUACUCCAUCACAUCGGGACCUCGGCCAUCAUGGACCUGCUGCUGAGGCUGCUGACCUGUGUGGAGCAGCCACCGCUGAGGCAGGAGGUCUUUAACUGGCUGAACGAGGAGAGGAUCGUGGAACGUCUGAUCGACAUGAUCCACCCGGACCGGGAUGAGGGCCAACACUCCAACGCGGCGCAGUCUCUGUGCGACAUCGUGCGCCUGAGCCGGGAGCAGAUGCUUCCCACCCGGGACCCCGCGGAGCCCGAGCGGCUGCUGGCCACGCUGGAGAAGCAGGAGACCAUCGAGCGGCUCCUCGGCAACAUGUUCGGGAGCGACCAGAACGAGUCCGUGAUCGUCAGCGGCAUCCAGGUCAUUCUGACCUUGCUGGAACCUCGCCGGCCCAGGGCGGAAGCGGGAGGCGUGGGCGGCUUCGCUGUGGACGGCCAGCUGGAGCUGGUGCCCCCGGGGGGCCCCGAGAGCCCCCCGCGCGGCCAGGCCAACCUGGGGACGCUGAGGGCCCUGAGGCAGUGGCUCUCCCACUUCCACCGGCUGCUGCUGGAGCCCCCCACACAGGAGACCCUGCGCACCACCUGGGGGAGCCUGCAGCCCCCGCUGGGCAACACGCGGCUGCACGUGGUGAAGCUCUUGGCCAGUGCCCUGAGCGCCAACAACCCGGCCCUGACGGGGGAGCUGCUGGGCAUGGACACGCUGAACGCCAUGCUGGACCUCUUCUUCACCUACGUUUUCAAUAAUUUCCUGCACGCGCAAGUGGAGACGUGGGUGAGCAGCGUGCUGGGCGCGGCGCCGGCCGGGGGCGAGGAGGGGCCCGAGGCCCCGGACCCCAAUCCCGCCGUCAGACACCUGCUCCAGAAAUGCCGGCUGGUGGAGAGGAUCCUGGGCGCCUGGGAAGAGAACGACCGCGAGCAGUCGGAGGGAGGCCGCAGGAAGGGAUACAUGGGCCACCUGACGCGCAUCGCCAACGCCGUGGUGCAGAGCGCCGAGAAGGGCCCCAACGCCGCGCUGGUGGGCCAGCUGCUCCCAGAGGUACUGGGGGAGCAGCAGCAGGUGUGGGAGAAGUUCGUGUCGGGGCCCCUGUCGGAGACCAACCAGAAGAACGCGGUGGACCUGGUCAGCACCCACAACCUGCAUUGCUCCAGCGACGAGGAGGAGGAGCGCCUGAAGGGUUUCGCCUUCCCCCAGGAGGCCGUGCUGCAGCAGGCCUUCAUGGACUUCCAGAUGCAGCAGAUGACCUCGGCCUUCGUGGAGCAUUUUGGGUUCAACGACGAAGAGUUUGGGGAGCAGGAGGAGAACGUGAACGCCCCCUUUGACAAGACCGCCAGCAUCACCUUCUCCCUCAGCGCGGACGACGAGAGCCCCAACGCCAGCCUGUUCGAGCUCUGCUGCAAGGAGCGGCUGCAUCAGUUUGAGGAGGAGGAGGAGGAGGAAGGCCUGGGGUCGGGGGACUCGGACGGGGAGGAGGCCAUCUGGCAGGACGGCCAGCGGGGCCGGACCGUGCGGAGCAGCGGCAGCACAGACAGUGAGGAGGAGGAUGAAGAGGAGGAGGAGGAGGAGGAGGAAGCCAGUGGGACCAUGGGGGGCCUCAGCCCUCCGGCUUUUACCUUUCCCCACCCAGAAUCCCCUGGGCCGCCCCCCCGGGCGCCCAGGAAGCGGAUCCCCUCUGCUCCUCUCAGGGCCUCCUUGGACCCGCGCCCCGGCCCCCCCGGCUCCCCCGACGCACAGCACGUGGGCACGGCCCCGGACAGGGUGAGGGGCCCCCCGCCCCUGGCCGCCGCAAGAGCCCCUCGGGAACCGACGGAUGCCAAGGGCGCGCGCUGCCCCCGCCAAGCUCCGAGCCGGCCUGCAGCCACCCUCAGGGAGACGCGAGACCCUCUGAGAGCCUCCGGCCAGGACAGUGGGGAGCCGCCAUCAUCUCCCAGCGGUCCCGCUCCGGGGGGGCCCCCUCCCCCUGCAGACACCAAAUAAUCUGUCGUGUGGGGAUUGCCACCCCUGCCACUCCUUCCCUAGUGUGUCAGCCCAUUCCCUUCCUUCCCAGGACGGAGGUCUGGGAGCCCCCUUCCC